Messenger RNA from Paramecium tetraurelia, 1287 nucleotides. RefSeq lists its product as uncharacterized. Gene Ontology annotation, molecular function: protein binding. Lineage: Eukaryota; Ciliophora; Oligohymenophorea; Peniculida; Parameciidae. The record is from RefSeq and is a predicted model, not a curated record. Gene Ontology annotation, cellular component: cytosol. The transcript is spliced from 3 exons.
AUGGGAAAUUGUUAGCAGUGUAAUGAUUCUGCCCCAAAUAAGACCCAAGAGAUAUUGACUGUAAGAACAACAAAGAGUAAGCAACAAAUUGAAAAGAAGAUAGACAAAUAAGAAUAUAAUGGAUUGAUUAAAAUACAAGCGCAUUUCAGAGGCUAUUUAAUUAGAAAAAAAUUUCACUCUAAAUUAUCUAGAUCAACUGCUCAGAAACAAAGUUCUUCAAUUUUAGAUUAAAAGAGUUCUCACAAUGGUUUGAUUAUAGAGAAAACUUCAUAAAUUAAAAAGAAUACUAUUUAAAUUCAAUAAUCCUAGAAAAGAUUGCCUCAAAAAUAGGAUGAGUAGCAAGAAAGCAAUGUAAAAUAGUUUUGCAUUGCAGAUAUUACUUUACACAUAAAUAAGGACAUUAAGGAUGAUGCUAGUUCCUUUUCAGAUAUCAGCAGGCCUCCAAGCACUCCUAUAGCUAUCUCUGCAGAAAUGAAUGGGCUAUGCUACAUACCGUUACAAAAAUAAGACUAAUUAUUAGUCUCAACCAAGUAAUAGCAGAAAUUCCCUUGUAUCUAACUCUAAAAUGGUUGCUUUUAUGAAGGUUAAUGGAAGAAUGGAAUGAUGCAUGGUUUUGGUAAGUAUAUUUUAUCUGAAAAUUCAUUCUACAUAGGAGAAUUGUUUGAAAAUAAACCAUAUGGUUAAGGCACAUUUUAACAUUCAAAUGGAGAUUUGUUUUUAGGUACUUGGGUUGAUGGGCAAGUUUAAGGCAAAGGAAAGUAUACAUUCUCUAAUGGCACAUAUUAUGAUGGUGAAUGGUAAAAUGACCUACCUAAUGGGCAUGGAGUAUAAACGUAUUCUGGUGGAUGGACAUAUGAGGGAAGUUUUAUAGAUGGAUUUAAAAGUGGGUUGGGCAAAUUGGUAUAUCCCGAUGGAUCUAUAUAUCAAGGCAGAUUUGAAAAUGAUUUGAUUUCAGGAUUUGGAACUUUAAUCUUCUUUGAUGGAAGAAUAUACACUGGAGAAUGGAAAAAUGGUAUCAAAAAUGGUAAAGGAGUCUUCGAAUGGCCAGAUGGAAGAAAAUAUGAUGGCCAAUAUAUAAAUGAUUUGAGAGAAGGAUAUGGUGUUUUAAUUUGGCCUAAUAAUUAAAAGUAUUUGGGAUGUUGGAAAGCAGGACUUUAACAUGGAAAUGGAUAAAUCAUUAAAUGCAAUGGAAAUACUUUUAAAGGUUAAUGGAUUAAUGGAAAAAUUGCUAACAAAAAAUUAGGGGCCAAUACUCCAGCGAAAGUAGUUAAGCUCAGUAAAGAUUGA